Molecule: messenger RNA, 1179 nt
Organism: Thyridium curvatum
Lineage: Eukaryota; Fungi; Ascomycota; Sordariomycetes; Thyridiales; Thyridiaceae
Exons: 1
Coding region: 1-1179 (392 amino acids)
Cellular component (GO): nucleus
Source: RefSeq, a predicted model, not a curated record
AUGGGAAAGGACGAUCAUCUCUACGGCCAAAGGCCGCCAAAGAAACAAAAGAAGGAGAUGGCAAUAUCAAGCUCCCUCGACUUCGCCUCCCAGCUCACCUCCCUCAUGAGCAAGCCCGGCGCCGGGUCCUCCUCCUCCGCCACGUCCACAGCACCGGCAGCUUCCUCGGUCGGGCGCGCCCGCCCGUCCAAGUCCAAGGACAUCUUCAGCGACAUCAAGAUCAAGCGCCGAGCCGGCGCCCGCGCCUCGCCAGCGACCGACGACAACGCAGACGCAGACGCAGACGCAGAUGCGAGCCGCCGGGACCCGCGCCGCAUCCGCCUCCGCAGCCCGGUCGGCACCGAGGACGACAAGGCCGAGCGCGCGCGCGCCCGGCGCAAGAUGGAGGAGAAGGCGCGGCUCUACGCCGCCAUGAAGCGCGGCGACUACGUCCCCUCGCGCGAGGGCGAGGCCGCGCCCCUCGUCGACUUCGACCGCAAGUGGGCCGAGCGGCACCCCGGCGGUAACAAGGACGGCGACGACGACGGCGGCCUCGUCUCGAGCUCCUCGGGCUCCGACGACGAGGACGAGGACGAGGACAACAACGACCGCGAGAUCAUCGAGUACACGGACGAGUUCGGGCGGGUGCGCACGGGCACGGCGGCGGACAAGCUGCGCAUGGAGCGCCGCCUGCAGCGCGGGGAGCAGUCCCUCGCCGACCUGGAGCGCAUGAGCGCGCGGCCCCGCGCGCCCGAGGCCCUCAUCUUCGGCGACGCCGUGCAGACGGGCGCCUUCGAGACGGCCGACGCCGCGAAGAUGGAGGAGCUGGCGGCCAAGCGCGACCGGAGCGCGACGCCGCCCCCCGCGACGCACUACGAGGCCGACAAGGAGAUACGGACCAAGGGCGUCGGGUUCUACGCCUUCAGCAAGGACGAGGAGCGGCGGCAGCAGGAGAUGAAGAACCUGGCCGAGGAGCGGGCGCGGACAGAGCAGGUGCGCAAGGAGAGGGAGGAGAAGCUCGAGGCAAGGCGGGCCGAGAUCGAGGCGCGACGACGAGAGAUUGAGGCUAGGAGAAAGGAGAAGGGCGAACGGCGGGCCAAGCAGAUGGCGGACAGUUUCCUAGACGGACUCCGAGAGGAUCUGUUGACCCCUAGGAAAGAGGACGAAGGCAACAAACGCAAGCAUGGUGCAGAGCUUUGA